GCGUACCGGCAAGUGCGCAACGUACAAGGAGAAAGACGUUUAUCGUACCGCUUCGUUAGUUCGUUCCAUCAGGAGAUAAAAUUAUAGAAAUUCCUAACGAUUCGGAGUCUCAUCGACGAUGUCUCGCGUUCACGCGGGUGCGCUAAUCUGCGCUCUCGCGUUCUACCUGGGGACGUACAGCGGUUGCACCGCGGCCAACCUGGAUGGAAUCGUCGACCCGAACUUGACCAUCAGGAGCGUCGAGCGACACAUCGACCUGCAGUCCCAGCUAACCAAAAUCACCACUCGAGUGGUGAUGGAAAACAAGCAAGGCAAAGAAGACCGCGUCCGGAAUUUCCUCUUCUGCCUGGACAAUGCUCAGAGUAGAUUCAUCAGUUAUAUAGCGGCACGUGUGGAACCUGAUAAACUGGAGUUGAAGGUGAAGGAGACCAAAGUGCCAGCGCAUCGUGAUCGAGUCUUCUAUUCCGUUGAUCUCGGCAAUCAUCUGGCAGCUCGGCGUUCUCUCACUAUUGAACUGGAGACAGUAUUCACGCACGAGCUAGUACCGCAUCCCAAGCAGAUCACUCAACAGGAGAAGCAACUCGUCAGGUACACAGGCAAUGUGUAUGCCUGCUUGCCCUAUCCUGUCACCAAGCAGACCACCUACGUGGCACUACCCACUCGCAAUCUCGAAAGCUACACCAAGAUCAAGCCUGUUUCCCAGACUGGCUCGAUGUUGGCUUAUGGUCCAUAUGAGUCUCAACCGCCAUUCUCCUAUGAGGAAAUGACUGUACACUUCGAGAACAACAAUAAGUUCCUCACAGUAACGAGGCUCGAGAGGGUCCUCGAGAUCUCUCACUGGGGUAACAUAGCUGUCGAGGAGCAUAUUGAUCUUUUACAUACUGGAGCGUUGCUGAAAGGCUCCUUCUCACGUUACGAGUACGCCCGGGAAUCCAAAUCUGGACAGGCAAGUAUCCAAAGUUUCGAUACUAUCCUGCCGGCGGCCGCUUCCGACAUUUAUUACAGAGACGAGAUCGGUAACAUCUCCACAUCGCACACCCGCAUCAAGAAGGAUUCAGUGGAACUGAAUCUGCGGCCGAGAUUCCCAUUGUUCGGUGGUUGGAAGACUCGUUACACAAUUGGUUACAAUGUACCCAGCUAUGAGUACCUCUUCCAUUCUGGGGACGAGUUCGCCUUGGAGAUGAGACUGCUAGAUCACAUCUUCGACGACAUGGUGGUGGAUGAGAUGGUCCUGAAGAUUAUUCUGCCGGAGGGUGCAAGGAACAUAAAGCUGGAGCUGCCUUAUCCUGUGAACCGCCUGCCAGAUUCCCUGCAUUAUACGUAUCUGGAUGUCACUGGGCGUCCGGUGAUAUCUGUGACUAAAAAUAAUUUGGUGGAGAAUCAUAUUCAGAGUUUCAGGCUCAAGUAUACGUUCCCGCGUCUGCUGAUGCUGCAGGAACCGCUGAUGAUCGUGCUGGCGUUGUGGCUGAUGUUCCUGGCGGUCAUAGUAUACGUGAGAUGUGAUUUCUCCAUCGAUAAGGAUGAAGUGUCGGAGAGCAAGCUGAGGAUCGCCGGUCAGUGCGAGAAAGUUCUCGCUGCUCAGGAUCGCAGGAUCGCGACUUACUAUAAUCUGGAGGAGCAGCUGUCGUACCUGAAAGUGUCUAAGGACACCAACAGUUUCCAGUCCGCGAUAAAGGGUAUCAAUCAGGAAUACAAGGCGGCGAACAAUGCACUCAACGAGAUCGCGCAGAAGAUAAAGGGAGAGUCCACCGACGUGUACGAUCGCAUCCAGGAGUUACAAAAGUGCGAUCGUUAUCUGAAGGAGAUCUACGGCCAACUGCAGGCAUUGUACUUGGAGAAACUGAUCCCGGGCAAGAUCAGUCGGCAGCAAUUCAUCGACAUGGAGACGACGAUCUCCAGGAAAAAGGAGGACUGUAUUGAGAAGAUUAACACAAUCAUCAAAUCGCUCCGGUAAUCAUGUUUCGCGAACGAACUCUAGAAUUUCGAGAGCAACGAUGGUACAUUUGCAAUACAGUAACGCCUCGCAUUUGUUAAUAUUCCAUUCGCGAGUAUGAUUGAGAAAGAAUUCCAUACAUUCACAAGCGCAU
Atta colombica is the source of this 2087-nucleotide messenger RNA. RefSeq names its product dolichyl-diphosphooligosaccharide--protein glycosyltransferase subunit 1 (gene Rpn1). The record is from RefSeq and is a predicted model, not a curated record. The coding region runs from base 119 to 1954 and encodes 611 amino acids. Gene Ontology annotation, cellular component: oligosaccharyltransferase complex; membrane. NCBI's taxonomy places the organism in Eukaryota, Metazoa, Arthropoda, Insecta, Hymenoptera, Formicidae. The transcript has a single exon.